This is a messenger RNA of Tripterygium wilfordii, 1985 nucleotides long. Its product is annotated as histone acetyltransferase GCN5-like. Gene Ontology annotation, molecular function: protein binding; histone H3 acetyltransferase activity. Gene Ontology annotation, cellular component: histone acetyltransferase complex. The record is from RefSeq and is a predicted model, not a curated record. NCBI's taxonomy places the organism in Eukaryota, Viridiplantae, Streptophyta, Magnoliopsida, Celastrales, Celastraceae. Bases 40 to 1788 code for a protein of 582 amino acids. The transcript has 13 exons. Gene Ontology annotation, biological process: chromatin remodeling; positive regulation of transcription by RNA polymerase II.
AAAAGCCAUUAGCCUAUAGAUCUUUACCGGGACAACUCAAUGGACUCUCACUCGACGCAUCUGACCGCACCGAACCGCUCCCGCAGCUCUCAGUCGCAGUCACCGUCCCACUCGGCCUCAGCUUCGGCGACAUCAUCUCUCCACAAGCGCAGGUUGGCGGCGUCGGCAGUGGCAUCUGACGACCAUGCCCCUCCCUCCUCCUCAUUCCAUCCCUCGUCAUUCUCCGCCGACACGCGCGAUGGAGCCCUCACUUCCAAUGAUGACCUUGAAAGCAUCUCUGCUCGCGGGGCCGACUCGGACUCCGAUGCAGACGACUCAGAAGCGGAUGCAGUCGUGGACGACGACGACGAUGACUUUGAUAAUGACUCUUCCAUGCGCACUUUUACUGCCGCUCGCCUAGAAGCAAACAACGCUGCUGGUUCCACCGCCGUUACAGGCAGCGUUUCCGCCAGGAACACGAAGAUCAAGACGGAGAGUUCUACGAUAAAGAUCGAACCCUCUGAUGGCGCUAAGGACGGCGGGCCUACUGGGACGGGUGCUGUGGGGCCUGCUGGCACGGCAGGGAGCGCGGUAACAGGGAUGAUGGUGAAGGAAGACCCCACAAAGAUAUUCACAGAGAAUUUGCAGACAAGUGGAGCUUACAGCGCUAGAGAAGAGACUUUGAAGAGAGAGGAGGAAGCAGGAAAACUCAAGUUUGUAUGCUGUUCAAAUGAUGGCAUUGAUGAUCAUAUGGUUUGGUUGAUCGGAUUGAAGAAUAUAUUUGGGAAACAGCUACCUAACAUGCCAAAGGUGUAUAUUGUCCGUCUUCUGAUGGAUAGAAGCCAUAAGUCCGUUAUGGUUAUCAGACAUAAUCAGGUCGUUGGUGGCAUCACAUAUCGUCCAUAUAUCAGCCAAAAGUUUGGGGAAAUUGCUUUCUGUGCGAUUACAGCCGAUGAACAAGUCAAAGGUUAUGGCACCAGGCUGAUGAAUCACUUAAAACAACAUGCACGUGAUGUUGAUGGGCUAACACAUUUUUUGACAUAUGCUGACAAUAAUGCUGUUGGCUAUUUUAUUAAACAGGGUUUUACCAAGGAGAUUUAUCUUGAGAAAGAUCGAUGGCAUGGGUAUAUCAAGGACUAUGAUGGAGUUAUCCUGAUGGAGUAUAAGAUUGAUCCUAAGCUUCCGUAUACUGAUCUAUCAACUAUGAUUCGCUGUCAGAGGGAGGCAAUCGAUGAAAAGAUAAGAGAGCUCUCCAACUGUCACAUUGUUUACCCCGGAAUUGAUUUUCAGAAGGUUGAACUUGAUUAUAAUGAAGUACGUUGUUUGAUUCAGAAGGAAGCUGGCAUCCCUAAAAAAAUCAUCAAAGUUGGCGAUAUUAUGGGCUUGAAGGAGGCUGGGUGGACUCCAGAUCAAUAUGGUCACUUGCGGUUUAGGACUUUAAAUGCUUCUACAGAUAGUGGCACAAGUCUAAAACAUUUGACAGCAGUCAUGCGCUCACUUCUCAAGGCAAUGUUCGACCAUGCUGAUGCUUGGCCAUUCAAGGAACCAGUUGAUGCCAGAGAUGUCCCUGAUUAUUAUGACAUCAUCAAAGAUCCUGUGGAUUUGAAGACAAUGUCCAAAAGGGUAGAGUCAGAGCAGUAUUACAUAACAUUUGAGAUGUUUAUAGCAGAUGCGAAGAGAAUGUUUACUAACGCUCGCACUUAUAACUCACCUGAAACCAUAUAUUAUAAAUGUUCAACCAGGUUGGAAUCUCACUUCCAGAACAAAGUUCAGUCAGUAUUGCAGUCGGGUGCCAAACUUCAGCAGUAAUUAGAUCUACGGCUGCCAACCGUGAUCUCUCUUGCCUGUUAUUACGGAUUCUUAGGAUGUGAAGAAAAUAUUAUAGUAUUUUUUGAGAUAUUUAUAGCGUAUCAUCCCUUUAAUAGUUGAGGGCUAGCCAGUGUGGAUAGGCACAUAUGUUCAAGGUAUACAUCAUUGGUUAUGCGAUACAACACUCGACCAGAGCA